AUGGAGGAUCCCGUCACUGCUUCGCUCGGCCCCAUAGGUCGCCUCUUCCGGCGACUCCAUUCGCUGGAUGCUUCCCAACAGCCUCUGCCGGAGGGGCUCAGUGCGAACGGGGUCCGGCUUCUGAAAGAGGGCCUAGAAGGAUUGUGCGACCACCUCAAGGGUUUGCCGGAGGCAGAUCUGGACCCUGGCUUCACGCCCAAAUGGUGGGCCAAGGAGGUCCGGGAACUUGCUUACGACACGGAGGACUUCUUCGACGAGGUUAUACAGUCCGGCGGCGGCGGCGGCAGAAGUGCUCCUGUUAGUGCCAUAUUCGGAGUUACCAGUAAGCGGAAGCGGCGCCUGCCCCAGAUUGCGCAAGAUUUCUCGCAUUUAAUGGCCCGUGUGGAUGAUGCCAGAGAAAGAUGCAAAAUUUUCCAGCUUGCUCCGGAGACAGCCAUCAAAUCUGACCAUGGACAAGCCAGUACCAGCAGGUACUUCAUUGUUGUUGAUGAUUUAUGGACAGCAUCAGUAUGGGAUAUUAUUAGCCGUGCUUUUCCUUAUGGUGAUUGUUGCAGUAGAGUACUGACAACCACACAGAUUGAAGAUGUAGCACUGGCAUGUUCUGGUUAUGAGUCAGAGUACAUAUUUAACUUGCAACCUCUUAAUAAUGGUGAAUCUCGGAAAUUAUUCUUCGAUACUGUUUUUGGCUCUGAAAGUGAAACUGGUUGUCCUGAGGAGUUCGAAGUAGUUGUGGAUAGGAUUAUCAGGAAAUGUGGUGGUUUACCCUUAUCAACUCUAAAUAUAGCAAGCCUGUUGCUCCCAAGCAAACCAAACCCUGCAUUUCAGCAGUGGGAGAAGGUAGAAAGUUCUCUACCCUCCACUUUGAGGACAAAUCCUACUUCCAGUGGGAUGAAAGAUGUUAUAAUCCUUGUAUAUGAUAAGCUUCCACUUCAUUUGAAGACAUGCUUGCUCUAUGUUGGUAUGUAUCCAGAGGGCUACACGAUCAAUAAGGAUGAUUUGGAGAAGCAAUGGGUUGCUGAAAGUUUUGUCAGUGACGCCGAGCAUGGUUACUUUAACGAGCUUCUCAGAAGAGGCAUGAUCCAACCGGUAGACACUAACUAUCACGGUGAGGUGUUGUCAUGUACAGUUAACCACAUGGUACUGGAUCUUAUCAGGCACAAAUCCAUGGAGGAUAAUUUCAUCAUUACUGUGAACUAUCUUGAAUCAACUAUAGGGCUUCCUGACAAGGCUCGUCGAUCGUCCAUCCAGUUCGGAGGUGCAAAAAGUGCGAAGAUACCGGAAAGCAUCAGAAUGUCCCAAGUCCGAUCGCUUUUCUUCUGUGGAUUCUCUGGAUGUGUACCUUCCAUUCCGGAUUAUGGCCUUCUUCGAGUUCUAAUUCUUCAUAUUUGGGCUGAUCGAGACAGGAUGAGCUUUGACCUCACUGGAAUCGGUGAACUCUGUCGACUGAGAUAUAUCCAGGUUGAAUGUAAUAUCACUGUCAAUUUGCCAGACAAGAUUCAAGGGUUACGAUACUUGGAGACGCUGCAAGUAGAUGGAAGACUAUCUGCAGUUCCAUCAGAUAUUGGAAAUCUGGAGAAAUUACGGCACCUCCUCCUUCCAAGCCAGGCUAAUGUGAGGGACCUUGGCGGGCUGGUUAACCUCCAGGAUCUUCAUCUCACCUGUUCUACAGUACACCAAGUUGAUAAUCUGGAGGACAACAUGAAAUACCUGGGCACAGUUCUCGAGAAACUCAGCAACCUCAAAUCUCUAACUCUGACAUCUUUAGGCUCAUCCCCCGUAAAUACUUCGAGGAUGAGUAUUUCCUGCCAUGGCUUGAGCAGCGUGUCCCCUGCUCCAGCCCAUCUUGAGAGACUUGAGUUACUGCCGUGGAUUUGCAUCUUUCCGAGCCUCCCAAAGUGGUUGGAAACACUCAGCAAACUCUGCAGUCUAAAGGUAGCAGUUAGAGAAUUCUCGAACAGUGACAUUGAUAUCGUGAAAGGAUUGCCUGCCCUCACUGCUCUCUCGCUAUAUGUCCAGGCAGCACCUGCAGAGAGGAUUUUCUUUGGCAAGGCAGGAUUUUCAGCUCUCAAGUACUUCACGUUGAAGUGCAGUGAACCUUUGCUGAAAUUUGAGGCUGGUGCAAUGCCUAAUCUUCAGAAGCUCAAUCUAGUCUUCAGUGCCCAGGAAGUGCAGCAUGGUGCUGCACCUAUCUGCAUCGAGCACCUGGCAGGGCUUAAAGAGAUCUCCGCAAAAAUUGUGGGUGCAGGUGCUACUGGCACAGAGUCUGCCUUGGGGAUUUAUGUUAGGAAUGAUCCAAAAAACCCGAAAAUCAACGAUCAACUGGUGAACUGGAAGUUCUUUGAGGACGAAGAUAGAAUUAUGGCGCCACCAAGGCAUGCAGGACCGAUUAUAGAAGAACUAGGUGAGAUCCUGGAGGAAAACACAGAAUAUGAGUACGAAGGGGAAGAUGAAAACAGACAGCAACCUGAUAGCGGGAUUUCUACGUUACUGGAGUCGCCGCCUGCGCCACCUUGGAGACCCCCUGAUAGGCGAUAUGGCUGGAGAAUCCUCUCUGUGUGGGCCAGGGCCAGGCCCACCAUGAAAACCGGACCCCAGACCACCUUGAAAGCUGCCUAUGAAGGCAGCGACAGCCUCCCCUGGUGGCACCACCUUGCGCCAUCCAACACUGGUGAGCUCUCCGCCAGUCAUACGAGCUAA
This is a messenger RNA of Triticum turgidum subsp. durum (durum wheat), 2697 nucleotides long. The record is from the annotation of a GenBank genome assembly. Lineage: Eukaryota; Viridiplantae; Streptophyta; Magnoliopsida; Poales; Poaceae.